AUGCCUUUUACACUCAACACAUCCGCAUCAUUUGCACUCAGCACCUCAACCUCCUCAGGCGAUAACUGGGGACGCGCCUAUCAAACACGCACCACGAUAAAUAAAGACGGCACUACGCACACCAAGCGAACGCAGCGGCUUGGAGAACCGAUUGUUGAAGAGACGAAACGGUGGGAUGGGAAGGGGAGGAGGGUUUUGGAGGAUGGGAGUGUGUAUGAGAAGAAUGGGAAGGGGAAGGGUUGGGUGCAGGUGCGGGCUCCUGCUGUAAAGGAUGUUCAAGGUGCAGAGGGUGAGGGAGGGAGUACGAGGAGGAGAAAAGGAACGAUUUUGGGGAUGACGUGUGAGCCGAGUAAGAAUGUGGUGGGGGAUGGGAAUGGGUUGGGAAGUAAUUUUGGGAAGGGAGGGGUGGGGAAAGGGACGGAAAAUUGGUUGGAUGGGAUUAUGGGGAAGGUCGCGAAUGAUGUGUUGGAGAAUAGAGGGAAGGGGAGGAUUUUGCAGGUGGUGGAGAGCGAGGAGGAGGAUAGUGAGGGAGAAUAUACUGAUAGUGAGGAGUAUACUAGUGGAGAGUACACGAGUGAUGAAGAGGAAGAGGAAGAAGAGAAACCGAUAGCGAAGAAGAGCGCUACGACUACGCAACCAAAAGGCAAGGCUGGGACGCAGAAGCAACAAAAGCCGAAGAGAGAGAUGGAAAGAAAGCAGAAACCUACGAAGGCGAAGGUGGUACAGGAGUCUAGUAGCGAGGAAGAUGACGAAGAUGACGAUGGGUAUGAAAUUGAAGAGGUGUUUUCAUCAGAUGUGGGGGCCUCGGAGAAAUCUGAGGAAGAGGAGGAUGAUGAAGAUGAGGAGGACGAUGAACAGGAACAGGAGAAAUUACAGCCAAAAACGUCCCUGGAGCAGAAGCCGGUGGAGAAAAAACAUGCAGAGAAACAGAAUAAGGUGCCGAAAGGAAAGAAUUCCAAAAGGAGCGUCGCGAUUCCAUAA
This is a messenger RNA of Sclerotinia borealis F-4128, 981 nucleotides long. The record is from the annotation of a GenBank genome assembly. NCBI's taxonomy places the organism in Eukaryota, Fungi, Ascomycota, Leotiomycetes, Helotiales, Sclerotiniaceae.